Durusdinium trenchii is the source of this 315-nucleotide messenger RNA. The record is from the annotation of a GenBank genome assembly. Lineage: Eukaryota; Dinophyceae; Suessiales; Symbiodiniaceae.
AUGAGGAGGCGGGGACCUUUCGCUGGCAAAUGGAACUUUGGCCCUAGCGGUUUCAAGUCUGUGGCGACUGUGCCACGUGCAGCAAACAUUCCAAAACAUCUCAGUGUUGUCCAGAUUGGUGACAAGACAGUCUUGAGUGAGCAUCUCGCAAGUCUCUUCACUUGGAAGGAUUUGCUUGACCAUGGUAUUGUCAGUUGUGUCAGCCUAGCAUGCAAUCUAAGCCCAGUAAAUGCAUCCCAGCUGCUAUUAAAAGUGGAGGAAUCUGCUUUGGCGUUUGUCCCGCAAGUGCCAGCCAGUGGACGGAAGCGGAUGUGA